Phacochoerus africanus (Common warthog) is the source of this 5497-nucleotide messenger RNA. It is a transcript of the gene EFCAB6, whose product is annotated as EF-hand calcium binding domain 6. The record is from RefSeq and is a predicted model, not a curated record. Gene Ontology annotation, molecular function: calcium ion binding. The transcript is spliced from 29 exons. Gene Ontology annotation, cellular component: nucleoplasm. The coding region runs from base 326 to 4246 and encodes 1306 amino acids. Lineage: Eukaryota; Metazoa; Chordata; Mammalia; Artiodactyla; Suidae.
UCCGCAGUCGCCUUGGCCAAUCGGAGCUCCGCUUCUUUCCAGGCACGGAAAGUUGUGCUCCAAUCAGCGAGUGCCGUCGUCGCUCGGGCAACAGCGUCCUAGAGACACCGAGUGGGCUGAGCCUCUGAGGACGGGGACAGACCUUGGGGUCCGUGCGCGGAAGUGACCCCGCGAGGCGGAGGAUUGAGAAAGGGGCCGGGGGAUUGAAUGUGCAGGAUGGCGGCCGUACCGCAUCAGCGCACUUUGGGUCCUCACCCGCAGAAAUCACACAUUUGAGACCCCACUCUUCACCGUGUAGAGUGUAUUCAAGGAAUGGUUUCCAAAUAUGUCCACACCUUCUUCAACCACAGCGAUGGCCAAUCCGAUGCUGUCAUCCUUAGACGUUAAACGGAUUUUGUUUCAAAGAAUUACCAACGAAGGAGAUGACUUGAAGAAAGCCUUCCACCUGCUCGACACCAGUAACGACAGGACGGUGUCGAAGAAUGAACUGAGAAGGGUCAUCGCAGACUUCCUGCUGCCUCUCACGAGAGAACAGUUUCAGGACAUUCUGGCUCAGAUCCCUCUCACUGGCGCCGGUGCCGUCCCGUACCUUGAGUUCCUGUCCAGGUUCGGCGGAAUUGACCUCAGUAUAAAUGCUGUAAAGAGGGGAGGUGAGAAUGCGAUGAACCACUGUCGGACGUUAAGAGACCUCGAAGCCCAAGUGGCAGAAAAGAUUUUCAAAAACAUUCACACCGUCGCCAAAGCCUUCAAGCUCCUCGACGUCAACAAGACGGGCCUGGUCCAAGCCCGCGAGCUGAGGAGGGUUCUGGAGACCUUCGGCGUGACGAUGCGGGACCGUGAGUACAAGCAGUUUGCAAAGCAUUACAACGUUGAUAAAGACACCGCGGUGGAUUAUAAUGUUUUUUUGAAGAACCUCAGUACAAAUAAUGACUUGAACCUUAAACAUGAUGUGGGAAGUCAAGAGGUCUCGUGGGAGGCGCAACGAGCCAAGAAGCCCAGCAGAGAGUGCCUCCCCGGUUCUCUUUCACCUGAAGAUGCCCGGGGAAACUACUGCUUAGAUGACCUCGAGAGGGUCUUUUGCCGGGAGCUUUCCAGGUCCCAUGAAAGGGUUGAAAAGGCCCUGAGUGCAGGGGACCCUUCCAGAGGUGGGUACGUAUCUUUGAAUUACCUGAAGAUCGUCCUGGACACCUUUGUAUGCCGAUUACCAAGGAGGAUUUUCAUCCAGUUAAUGAAAAGAUUUGGACUCAAAACCACCGCUAAAAUCAAUUGGAAGCAAUUUCUAACAUCAAUUUAUGAGCCUCAGUGGUUGGAAACUAGCAAUAAAAUUCCCAUGACAAAAAGAAAUAGCAUCAACUCUAGAAAUCAACCUCGCCAAGAAAACAUUAUCACACGUCUAUUUAGCCAUGAAGAUCACUCUACAGCAUUGAAGGAAGCACUUCUGAUUAUCAACUCCAAACCUGGCAGGCAGAUAACAGGGGAAGAAUUGCGACAUACGCUAAAUGACAUGGUGGUGAAAAUAAGUGAUUCGGAAUUCAAAGAACUAAUGCGAACGCUGGACCCUGGGAGCACCGGAUGGGUCAAUGUCAGCACGUUCGUUGAGCUGCUUGAAGAGAAGCCUAGGCUCAGCAAGCUAUCCUCCUGUGAAGACCCCAAGGCGCCUCUCCUCCUGGCGUGGGAUUCAGUGGAGGAGAUCGUUCACCACUCGGUGACUCGGAACCUACCGGCUUUCCGAAGGAUGCUGCGGUCAUGUGACCUCGGAGACACAGGGCUCGUUGGGCGACAGAAUUUCAAGAAGAUCAUGCGCACGUUCUGUCCGUGUUUAACAGCCGAACAUUUAGUCAAACUCUGCAAUAAGUUUCAGGAUAUUACUUCAGGAAGAAUCCUUUACAAGAAACUUUUGGCAUGCCUAGGAAUUAACGGCCCGCCUACUGUCUCUCCAGUUCUUGUUCCAAAGGAUCAGCUGUUAAAUGAACAUUUUCAAAAAGAGGACCAGCAGCAGCCAGAUCUUUCUGAGAGAACCGAGCCCACGGAGAGUAAAAGCGCCGUGACCAAGAAAGUGACCAAGGAGGAAGUUAUUGAAAAACUCAAAGACUGCAUACGGCAGCGGGACCCAGCGUUCAGAAAACGAUUUCUUGACUUCGGCAAGGAACCCAAUGGCAAAAUAAAUGCGCAUGACUUCAGGAAGGUACUGGAGGAGCACGGGAUGCCCAUGGAUGGUGACCAGUACGCGCUGCUGACGGCGAAAAUAGGAUAUAAGAAGGAAGGGAUGAGCUACCUGGAUUUUGCAACAGGAUUUGAAGAUGCUGCCAUGAAUGGGCCGGAAGCAACCCCGCCUCAGACUCCAGGUCUUUCGAAAGGCACCUCGGACAGCUCCUUGAUCACGGCGGAAGAGUGCCUGCGCCAGUUCCCCCGGAGACUGAAGGAAUUCUUCCGGGACCCCUACGCUGCCUUCUUUAACCUGGACUCGGACCGGGACGGCCUCAUCGGCAUGCACGACCUCCGCAGGCUGCUGCUGCACCUGCACUUCAACCUGAAGGAGGAGGAGUUCGAGCGUUUCCUGGGCCUCCUCCGCCUGCGACUCAGUGUCACGUUAAAUUUCCGCGAGUUUCGACAUUUGUGUGAGAAGAGAUCUUUCAGGUCAGAGGAUGACGCGCCUCAGAGACUCCUCAGACCAAAACAGAAGGUCGCAGAUUCAGAACUAGCUUGCGAGCAGGCUCACCAGUACCUUGUUACCAAAGCAAAAACCAGAUGGGCCGACUUGUCCAAGAAUUUCAUAGAGACGGACAGUGAGGGCAACGGCAUCCUUCGACGACGGGACGUCAGGAACGCGCUGUACGGCUUUGCCAUCCCCCUCACGCCCAGAGAGUUCGAGAAGCUUUGGCUGAGCUACGACACCGAGGGAAGAGGGCACGUCACUUACCAAGAGUUUCUGCAGAAGCUGGGGAUCAGCUACUCAGCAGAUGUUCACCGGCCCUACGCAGACGAUUACUUCAACUUCAUGGGUCACUUCACGAAGCGGCAGCAGGUACACGAGGAGCUCCGAGAGCUGCAGCAGAGCACGGAGAAGGCCGUGCCGCCCAGGGAUAAGCUUAAGGACCACUAUCAAGAUAUCAGCAAAGCCCUCAGCAAGCUAGAUAAACCUAAAAAUGGCUCCAUAUCCUUCUGCAAGCUGCAGAAGCUGCUGCAGGAAUGCGGUUGUUCUCUGAAGCAAGAGGAGCUGACUGACCUUCUAAACAGUUGGGGCAUCAGCUGGCAUGAUAAUUCCAUCAGUUACCUCGACUUCUUGAGAGCAGUGGAGAACAGCAAGACAACAAGGCCUCAGCCGCGAGAGAAGAAAGAGCGUGUGCCCAUCAAUUUUGCGACCCUGAAUCCGGAGGAGGUUCUGAAGAGCAUCCAGGACGUGGUCGCCGCCUCGGGUCAGGCUUUGUCGACGGCAUUUUCUGCAUUGGACAAAGAGGACACUGGGUUUGUAAAGGCCUCCGAUUUUGGACAAGUUCUUAAGGAAUUCUGUUACAAACUAGCAGAUAACCAGUAUCAUUACUUUCUGAGAAAACUAAGACUUCAUCUAACCCCCCAUAUAAAUUGGAAGUAUUUUCUCCAGAACUUCAGCAGUUACCUGGAGGAGACUGCUGCUGAGUGGGCCGAGAAGAUGCCCAAAGGCCCGCCGCCCAGAUCUCCCAAAGAAACGGCAAACCGAGCGAUCCUGGCCCGGCUCCACAAAGCCGUGGCCUCCCGCUACCACGCCAUCGCCCGGGAGUUUGACGGCUUCGACACGGCCAAGACCAACACGGCCUCGAGGGACGAGUUCCGGUCCAUCUGUACCCGCCACGUCCAAGUUCUGACAGAUGAACAGUUUGACAGGCUCUGGGAGGAGAUGCCGGUCAACGCCAAGGGGAGGCUGAAAUACCUCGACUUCCUGAGCACCUUCAGCUCCGAGAAGGCGGCCACACCGCCGGCCACGGAUGACUCGGCCAAGGCGCAGAGAGGGAGCAGCGUCCCCGAGGUCUCGGAAGGAGGCAGGUCUGCAGGAUCAUCACCCACCCGCAACCUGAGAACGGGGUCCAAACAGCAGAGUCACCCCUGCAGCCCGGUGGGUGCAGCGCUGCCCCUGCAGAACUGCGAGCCCGUCGAGAACAAGCUGCGGAAGAGGCUCCAGGGCUGCUGGCGCGAGUUCCUGAGGGAGUGUAAGGAACGGGACGCCGGCAAGCGGGGUGAGAUCGCCCCCGCCGACUUCCUGGGAAAAUAAGCCCGACCAGGUCCUUCUCUGCUUAGAAGCCCCUCUGCCUGCCUCUUCUUUGCUGUACGGACCCCUUUUAGAAGAACGUUUUUCCUGAGAACCUUCAGUAUCAACAUAAAUUACUUCUCUGAUAACCGUGGCUUGAAAAUGCACACGUGAAAGAAGGUGUGAACUCUUUAAGUGAACUGCUCCUGCCACCAAAAACAAAAACAAAAACACACCUAUACCUCAAAUGUAAAAAUUUGCAAUGGGUAAUAAUUACAUGUUGUGACAUUGAUUUCACGUGACAUGUCUCACUGAAAGCAAAUCACCAGUGCUGGUUUAACACGUUUGACUUCCACUUUUUCUUUGGUUAAUUCUUUGGAUUUCGAGCACGCCGUCAUCCUCGUCCUGACCGUAUUUCUUUUUAACUGUGCACCCCCACAAGCCUCCUUUCACGGUCCUGGCAGCGCAUCUAAACGCCAGUGCUGUGAAAACACACCUUCUGGCUAAACCCAGGUUAGACGACCUUCUGCAAGUUGGAACCUCCAGUGCUGUUGCUGGAAAUUCCUUUGGGUCCCUUGUGGGGGGCGCUGUUGACAUCCUGACUUUCAGCUGUGCUGACCUCGGGCAGCCAGGAGGAUUCUUCAGUGUGGCAUCAAUGCGACCCUAGUGAAUCAGAAAGCCAGAUGCCAACUCUCAACUCGCACGACGCUUGUCUUUUCGGGGAACUCUGUGUGUUUUCCAGAAGGCACAUUUUAGUUCAGCAUUAGGAUGAAAGCUCCAAACGCCUAACCUGGGGUCGCCUAGCAGACUCUUGAGAGCAUAGCUCUGAAGCCCAGCUGAAAAAUGCUUACGCAGAGGGAAUUCUGAAUUCUGAAUUCUGAAUUCGAGUCUGAAUUCCUGACCCUACCAGGGCCAACCCCCUCCACACGGAACCUGCCCGGCUCAGCUCUGAUUCUUGUCCGGUGGGAACACCCCCCUGGCCCCCUGCCUGCUCGAAGCCCCCAUCCCACUAUGUCCAUACUGCUGGGCCCACAGCCGUGGUGCCCAAGCAAAGCCUGGCCAGCAGGCAAAGCCAGGACAGAGUGAGCCCAGCAGGAUUCGGGGUGGGGAGGGCUCCUUCCAGGCCGCACUUGCUUGGCCAUGUGCCUGUGUGUUUCUGCAUCUGUCCAUCUACCAACCGUGAGCCUGGGAAGCAAGGACCCAGCCAGGGCAUCUCAGCAAGUGAUGAAUGAAUGAGGGAUCCAGUGAGUGAGUGAACGGAGCGCCACCAACUGA